AUGCAUCCACCCCGCCCCACCCACCUUCACUCUCGUUUCGUCUGUUGCAGGGAGCUCGACGAAGAGUUCACGAUCCAUACCAGAGCUACUCUGGCUGUGGCGCAGUACUACCACAGCGUGGACCAGGAGCGCGACUACAUCUGCUCGACGCCCAAGGACUCGGGCAUGCACCUCUGCCGGGACCUGCCGCCGCUCGUGCUCGACAGCGGGCUGGUCUGCAACGCGACGGCGCUGCCCAACAGCCCCAACGAGCCCACCAACGCCUCCUGCGUCAACUGGAACCAGUACUACACCGAGUGCCUGCCCUCGCCCUACAACCCCUUCCAGGGCACCAUCUCCUUCGACAACAUCGGCCUCGCCUGGGUCGCCAUCUUCCUCGUCAUCAGUCUUGAAGGCUGGACGGAUAUUAUGUAUUAUGUACAGGAUGCCCAUUCGUUUUGGGACUGGAUAUAUUUCGUAUUGCUCAUUGUGAUCGGAUCGUUCUUCAUGAUCAACCUGUGCCUGGUCGUCAUCGCGACGCAGUUCUCGGAGACGAAGAAGCGCGAGAUGGAGCGCAUGCGCCUGGAGCGGGAGCGCUUCCGGUCCAGCAGCACGCUCGCCUCCAGCACCAACAACUCCGAGCCCACAUCCUGCUAUGCAGAGAUCGUCAAGUACGUGGCGCACCUGUGGCGGCGCGGCAAGCGGCGUCUGAUGAAGAAGUGGCGGGUUUGGCGCUACCGCCGGCAACAGCGCCGCCAGGCCAAGGCGGGCGCCAUCUCCCUGCAGCACUGCGGCAACAACGGCGCUGGCAUGCUGCGAGCCCACGCGCACCACCACCACCACCACCACCACCACCACAGGCACGGGCACGGGCACGGCCACCACCACAGCAACCACCACCACGGGCACCGCGGCCACCACUCGCACCACCACCACCACCAUCAUCACCACCAUCACCUGCUGCGCGUCUCCUCCGCCACCAACGGUUGGGACUCCGCCUCCGUCGCGGGCGACGCGACGCCGGGCCUGCUGUCGCCGCCGGGCGGCCCGCGGCGGCGCUCCAGCGUCAUGUUCAGCGAGGUGGUGCUGCUGCACGGUGGCGCCGGCGCCGGCCCCGGAGGCGCCGCGGGCGCGGGCGGCGCCGCGCGCAACGUCUGCUCCAGCGAGAAGAUGACGCAGACCGGCGACGGCAACGUCUGGACGCCCGCCGCGCCGCAGCCGCCGCCGCUGCGACAGAGCGCGUGCGGCGCCGCGUCCGAGGCGAUGACGUGCCAGGAGCUGCUGGCGCUGUCCGGCGCGCUCAGCGCAGCCCUGCCCACGGGACAGCUCGCGCUCGACUCCUUCUUCUCGUCGCUCAGCAAGGGACCAGGAGGGGGCGAGCCGCUGUGCUGCCAGGAGGCGGGGUGCUGGGAGCUGGAGCUGGAGUCUGGGCUGUCGGAGGGCGCCUGCUGCGCCGAGCAGCCGUGGGCGGCCAUGCUGGAGGACAAGGCGGCGGCGGCGGCGGGCGCGGGGCUGCGCUGGGUGCGCCGCGGCGUGCGCGCCCUCGUCACGCACAAGUACUUCCAGCAGGGCAUCCUCUUCGCCAUCCUCAUCAACACGCUCAGCAUGGGCAUCGAGUACCACGACCAGCCCGAAGAACUGACCGUGACGGUGGAGAUCAGUAACAUCGUGUUCUCCGCCAUUUUCGCCGUCGAGAUGAUGCUCAAGAUAAUCGCCGAAGGGCCGUUCGGCUACAUCAGCAACGGCUUCAACGUCUUCGACGGAGUAAUCGUGGUACUCAGCGUGAUCGAGAUGUGCCAGACGUACCUGGGAGAGGGUGAGGGCAGCUCGGGACUGAGCGUGCUGCGCACCUUCCGGCUGCUGCGCAUCCUCAAGCUGGUGCGCUUCAUGCCCAACCUUCGCCGCCAGCUGUUCGUCAUGCUGCGCACCAUGGACAACGUCGCCGUCUUCUUCUCGCUACUCAUCCUCUUCAUCUUCAUCUUCAGUAUCUUAGGAAUGUACCUGUUUGGUGGUAAGUUUUGCAUGCUCUCAGACGGAUCCAGAAGAUGUACUUGUCACGAAAUCAUCACGAGGCACCCGAACUGUGUCUGUGAUAGGAAACACUUUAACAAUAUUCUCUGGGCAACAGUCACAGUUUUCCAGAUCCUGACGCAGGAAGAUUGGAACGUGGUGUUGUUCAACGGCAUGGAGAAGACGACGCACUGGGCAGCCCUGUACUUCGUGGCUCUUAUGACGUUCGGCAACUACGUGCUCUUCAACCUGCUGGUCGCCAUCCUCGUCGAAGGCUUCUCCGCAGAGCGCAACGAACGGCGGGAGCGAGAGCAGCGGGAGCUGGCCAAGCAGCAGCAGCUGAAGAACGAGCAGAUGCACCGCGAGGCGCAGCUGGCCGCCUCCAGCUACGAGUGCUCGCGCACCGACUCCAGCUCUGACACCACAGACUCCUACUUCGCCACGCAGGGCAUGACGAACGAGUGGCGCAGCGCGGAGGAGCUGAGGAAGUCGAAGCACAACGGCCACCGCGAGAAAGAGAACAGCUGCCACCGGCGCCGACACCUGCUGCACGACUGCGAGCCCAAGUGCAACAUCCAGAAAGAGAGCAAGAUGCUGUCGCAGCCGCCCAUCAUCACGCACACGGCGGCGACGCCCCAGGACUCGCCCAACACGACGAUGGACCCGGGCAUGCGCGACUGCCGUCUGGCGCCGGUGCUCGCCCUGCACGGCUCCUCCAUGUCGCUCGAGUCCAUCGAUCGCUCUCUGACAUCCGAGCAAAGUGUGCCUGGCCUGCUGAAGCCACCCAACACCAAAUUCAGCGGCAACGGCGCCAGCGGUCCCGGCGGCAGCAGCUACAACAACCACGGCAACAACCACAACAACAACGGCCACCAGCUGCAUCAGGGCCGGCGCGUCAGCUUGGUGGCCAUUGUCAGCUCCCGGCGGGAAUCAACGGCUUCCAGCACCAGUGGGAGCCGCGGCUGCCCCUGGAAGCUGUCCCGGCCGUCGCUGCGCAGGAGGGCUUCGCGACGUUCCUCAGACGCCGACGACGCGUCCGCCGAAGCAGACGCCGAUGCCUCACCGCCCGUCCUCAACAAUGGCCUCAACAAUCAUAACCACCUGGCCAGCCCCACUGACAGGACGAGCCAUCGGAGCUGCAGCCAGUGCGGGGAGCACGCGCACGCUCACUGCAACGGCGGGCUGGUGGGCAGCAUCCGCAACGACACGGGCAGCGGGGGCGGCGGGGGCGGCGGCGGCAACGGCGCGAGCCGCCAGCUCAGCCCGCAGGGCUCGCUGCGGGGACACGCCUCCUACUGCCCGCUGCCGCAGGUGUCGACGCCGGCUGGAGUGUCGAGGCACGGCUCGCUGGUGUCGUCGCCUGGGUCGGCGACGUCGGCGGCGGCGGCGGCGUCGGCAGCUGGUGCGGCGUCGUGCCACAGGCCGCUGUCCCCGCAGGCGUCGCUCGUCUCCUGCAGGGCCGACGACGAGCUGCCGCAGCCCAAUCGGACGUCGCCCCACGGCUCGCUCAGCUCGGGCUCCGCCGAAGGCGCAACGCCCACACCGCCGGAGGCCAUCAAGAAAAUCUUCAUGUUCUUCGAGCCCCGCGGCUGCCUGAAAGAGCGCGACGACUAUUCGCUCUACAUGUUCCCUCCGCGCAACAGAUUCCGGUUGCUCUGUUGCUGGUUCGUGGAGCAGAAGUGGUUUGACAAUGUGGUGUUGCUCUUCAUUGGGCUCAACUGCAUCACGCUGGCCAUGGAGCGGCCCAACAUCCCUCCAGACAGUCCAGAGCGUUUGUUCCUCUCCACUGCCAACUAUGUGUUCACUGCUGUCUUUGCUAUUGAAAUGUUCGUCAAGGUUAUUGCUACAGGUAUGAUUUAUGGCCGAGAUGCAUACUUCACGUCUGGUUGGAACAUUAUGGAUGGUUCACUUGUUAUAAUAUCGAUCAUAGAUCUAUUGAUGUCACUCGUCUCUGAAUCCAGCCCUCGCAUCUUUGGCAUUCUCCGUGUUUUUCGGCUGCUGCGUUCCCUUCGCCCGUUGCGUGUUAUCAACCGUGCCCCAGGACUUAAACUUGUUGUACAAACACUUUUGUCUUCACUACGUCCCAUUGGAAAUAUUGUGCUUAUAUGCUGCACAUUCUUCAUUAUUUUUGGUAUUUUAGGAGUGCAGUUAUUUAAAGGUACAUUUUACUACUGUGAGGGGGCAGAUAUAAAGAAUGUUCGCAACAAAACAGACUGCCUGAAGGACAGAAACAAUCGAUGGGUUAACCGUAAAUACAAUUUUGAUGACUUGGGAAAGGCACUCAUGUCUCUGUUUGUCCUCUCAUCACGAGAUGGAUGGGUAAACAUCAUGUACACUGGUCUUGAUGCUGUGGGAGUAGAUCAACAACCAAUUGAAAACUAUUCAGAAUGGCGACUACUCUAUUUCAUCGCAUUCAUCUUGCUUGUUGGAUUCUUUGUCCUUAACAUGUUUGUUGGUGUUGUGGUGGAAAACUUCCAUAGAUGUAGAGAAGAGCAAGAAAAAGAAGAGCGUGUCAGGAGAGCAGCUAAAAGAGCAAAACAAAUGGAGAAGAAAAGGAGAAAGAUGCAUGAGCCGCCAUAUUACACUAACUAUACACAUUCACGGCUGAUGAUUCACAAUGUUGUGACAUCUAAAUAUUUUGACUUGGCUAUUGCUGCAGUAAUUGGCCUGAAUGUGGUAACUAUGGCUUUGGAAUUCUACAAGAUGCCUAAGCCUUUGGAGUAUGCAUUAAAAAUUUUCAAUUAUUUCUUCACGGCUGUGUUCAUUUUGGAAGCUGUUAUGAAACUUGUAGCUCUGGGUUUCCUAUUGUAUUUUAAAGAUAGGUGGAAUCAGCUGGAUGUUAUUAUAGUAAUAUUAUCUAUUGUUGGAAUUGUGCUAGAAGAAGUUGAAUCAAAAUUUAUUCCUAUAAAUCCAACAAUUAUAAGAGUGAUGAGGGUCCUCAGGAUAGCAAGAGUGCUCAAACUGCUAAAGAUGGCUAAAGGAAUACGGGCCCUGCUAGACACAGUAAUGCAGGCUCUACCACAGGUUGGGAACCUAGGGCUGUUAUUUUUCUUGCUGUUCUUCAUUUUUGCAGCACUUGGUGUUGAGUUAUUUGGGCGCCUAGAAUGCAGUGAAAAGAGACCGUGCCAGGGACUGGGUGAACAUGCACACUUUAGUAACUUCGGCAUGGCAUUUCUCACUCUGUUCCGUGUAGCUACAGGAGACAACUGGAAUGGAAUAAUGAAAGACACAUUACGUGAAGACUGUGACAAUUCAGCUGAUUGUGUCAGAAACUGCUGUGUUUCGACAGUGAUAGCACCCAUCUUCUUUGUUAUAUUUGUUCUUAUGGCACAGUUUGUGCUUGUGAAUGUUGUCGUUGCUGUGCUAAUGAAACAUCUGGAAGAAUCACACAAACAGAUGGAAGAUGAAUUGGACAUGGAAGUGGAGUUAGAACGAGAACUUGCAGCAGAGCAAGAAGAACUACUGGAGGAAGAGCAGCAAGAGGAACUACAGCGUGUUCUAGAAAUGGAACUUGCAAUGUCACACCAACAACAGCAGCAGCAACAACAACAAGAGAUUCAGUUGCAGCAAGCCCAUCCCACUCUCACUAGAGGUCGCUCUCUGCCAGCAGACUUCAUGUUCACAUCUCUUGAUUCUGCAGCAGAAACAGAUGAAGGAGUACGUGGUAUGAAUGAGAGGCGCAGAGAUUCCACUGAGCUUCGCAGCAGACGUGGAGCACAUAAUCGACGCCGGCAGACUUUUCAUUCUCAUCAGGGGCCUCUUCUGCCUCCCAGCAUUCCUCCUGCAUAUCCUGCAACUGAAUAUACAGCUGUCUACAAAGCUGCCAGUGACAUCAAUACUGAUACAGUUGAGGAAAAUGCUGAAGAAGAAUCGCCAAACUGGCUGCUGCCUCAGGUGAAAGAGAAAGCACCAAUACAAAGAACUGCAAGUGACCCACAUGAGGGGAGUAGAGGUCUGCUGGCAGUGCCUGGCUUGCGACGUAGUGAUCUGGGCAGCACACAACGUCUAGAGCUCCUGGUUGGCACCCAGCCGAGGAGAACUGACUGGGCAGAUCCAGAGUCCGUGACUCCAUCUGAUGAUAUUUCCCCUGACUGUGUAUCUCCAACAGCUACACUAAUACCCCCACCUUAUCGUGCAGCCACAGCAGAACAGUCUACUCUACAAGCCCCUGUUUUAGACAGAACUAUGGCUGGUCCACGGUUUUUAACUCCCUCUUUGACUUUAGUAACAGCUCAUGAUCUAAACAGAAGUGGCAGUAUGACUAGCAGCUUAAGAAGUGAAAACGUUUGUGAAUUAGCAACUGCUAUUCAGUCCCCACCAGCACUGUUAACAGAAAAGGCAGUGCAUACUCACUUUCAGUCCUCAUCAAAAGGUGAACAUGCAGAUGAUAGUCUUUCAAGUGAUGCCUCCAGUUUAGAAUUAACAAAUGUUACACCACUGUUUGUUACACACAGUGAAAUUACGGUAUCAGUUCCAAGUUCUUCAUCCUCAUCACACAGUGGGAGAAAAUCUCCAUCUACCUCCAGACCGGUCAUUGUAGGUGAAGUUACUGACAGAAUCAUUGUAGAUUGUGACAGUGUGGACAGUGAAAAGGAAAAUGUUUGUAAAAUAGAUAUAGACACAAGAGAGUGCAAAGCAGAUAAGGAAUGUGAUGAUACGUGUGACCUUUUCCAAGUUUCAUUUGAGGUGGAUGACAGUGCUACCGAACCAAUUUACAGAAGCCUCAUUUCAGAAGACAGUAAAAGUGCUGGACACAGCAGUGAACCGAGAACAAUAUCCAAAUGACUUAUGCAGUAAACAUUCUGGUCAAAAACUUAAUUAUGUAUUUAAUACUUUUGUUCAUAAUAAAUUUAGUUCAUAGUUUGUUACUGAAGUUUGAUUAAUUUCUUUUUAAUGGCUAACAGACACAUAUCAUAGUUGAUGUGAGUAAUAACAGUCACAUAGGAUGACAAUAGUAUCUGAGAGAAAAUGGAGGUACAUAGACUAUUCGCUGUUAAAAUUAGGUGAAAUCAGUACCUGUCAUUUUAAAAAGGGAGGUGCAUAAAAAUAGAAACAACAUUAAAUAGAUGUUCUGCUAAGAAAGAGAUUACCAAAUUAAACAACAAGCAUAUAGUACUCUCUUCUAAAACUUGGUUAUUUUAGUUUAAAAGAGUACUGAAAUAAAAGGAUCCUGAAAUGUUGCAAAAAUGUGUCAAAUAUUUUUAUUUUAACUUUUCUAUUUUCUCUUACUUCUAACUAUUAAAACUCUCAUCAUCCAUAAUUAGCACCUCUUUGUAAAUUUCUGACAAUGAGAAAUUGCAUAAACAAAACUUGAAAUUUAGUUAAAAUCAGAAAUGCCAGCAGGUUCUGUUACUUCCCAUGUCUAGCACAUUGUGCCUGCAAUGUUUGAAAGAAAUGCUCCAGUACACAGGAACAGGCAUGGGAACAUAAUUAGAACCUGUGACACAGGUGCCAAUAUGAUUUUAGUGACACAAGAAUUGUGUCUUCAUUAAGUUUUUCAUACCUGUGGCAACGGGGUCUCUUCCUUUCUCCAUAAAAGUGUCAUUAGUAACAUUAUUUUAAUUAUAAAUCAAGAAAAUGACAUUUUUAUCCUAAUUCAUGUUUAAAAAGAUUUUUGUAUGAUCAUUCAAGUUUCAAAAAGAUUUAGUAAUGUUAGUACAUCAAAUUCAAUUUUUGUAAGCAUAAAGUUUUUUAAAAAAGGUUUUGUGUUAUUUAUAUCAAAAGUCUAAUGCUGUUCAGCUAAAAUUAUGUUUCAUUUAUGAAAGGAAAACUGUUCAAAA
Molecule: messenger RNA, 7769 nt
Organism: Schistocerca cancellata (South American locust)
Lineage: Eukaryota; Metazoa; Arthropoda; Insecta; Orthoptera; Acrididae
Product: voltage-dependent T-type calcium channel subunit alpha-1G-like
Exons: 36
Coding region: 1-6774 (2257 amino acids)
Biological process (GO): sodium ion transmembrane transport; calcium ion import; neuronal action potential
Cellular component (GO): plasma membrane; voltage-gated calcium channel complex; voltage-gated sodium channel complex
Molecular function (GO): low voltage-gated calcium channel activity; voltage-gated sodium channel activity
Source: RefSeq, a predicted model, not a curated record